AUGGUGUGGGCAGCCCCAGCCCUGGCACAUCCCUCAUCCUCUCUGCAGGCUGCCCUGAUUGUUGGAGCCGUCCUGUCCAACGCUGAGCAUCCCCACCUCGGGGUGCUGGUGUGUGACCUGGAGCCGGGCACCAUCCUGGCCUCGGACCCCAACAUCCUGGAGAAGCUGAAGCUGUGCCCGGCGCUGACAGAGGCACAGCAGGAUGCCCUCAAUGCCCUGCUCCUGUCGGGGAACACCGCGUACGGGGAUCCCUCAGGCUGGGAUUUACAGACUCUGCAAGACCUGGGGCCGCUCGUGCUGGCGUUGAACCGGACCACGCUGAGUUUGGUGGCCGAGGCAGCUCGGGAGGGUUUCAGGACGAGCAUCGCUGCCGCCUACAUCAGCCAGGGCCGUUCCCAGCGGGAGGAAUCCCUGCUGCUCCUCAGGGCGCUCGCAGCAGCCUCAGCCGCCUCCCAGCCCCGGCUGCAGCGCAGCACCGACCGCUGCCAGUCUGAGCCCAUCACUGCCAGCAACAUCGAUGACAUCGCCUUCCUCCUGCCUGAGGACCUGGACUUGUGCCUGAGCAAUGAUGUGUUAGUAGAAAACCUGGAGGCUGUGCAGGAUCUGCUACUCACCUCACAGGCUUACUUGGUCCUGAAAAAAAAGCUGGAUGAGUUUUUCCAGGGGUCAGUGAUCCCAGAGGAGAAGCUGAGGCACCUGGGGAUGCUGUCCCGCCUGUACACGGAGGAGGAGAUCAGCCAGUGGAAGGUGACAUCCAGUGAGACCCUCUCAGCCCUGCUCAGCGACUCAGAAGGACCUUGGAGCGAUUCCCAGGUGCAGCAGCUGCUCAGCAGGUACCUGGCCCUGGGGGGCUCCUUGACGGGGCCCCUGCUCCAGGAGAUCGGAGGCAGCCGCCUGUGCAACCUGCAGGAGGGGCAGAUCCAGCAGAUCCCUGCUGCAGCCAUCGGGACUGCUGGGCAGUUGGACAUCUCUUCAUGUUCCCAAACCAAGAAGGAUCUGCUCUAUAGGAAGGCUCGUGAGGCCUUUGCCAGCCUGGCCAGCACCUCUGGCUCCUAUUACUGCCAGAUCCAGCCAUACCUGGGUGGAGCUCCAGCAGAAGAUCUGAAGGAUUUGGCUAAUGCUGGUGUGGCCAUAAACAUGGAUCUGACCACCUUCCUCACCCUAAAUCCUAAGGAACUGCAGAAACUCAGCGUCACCGACGUGAAACAUUUGCUGGGGGAAAACCUCCCUGGGCUGAAGGAUCACGAGCACGAGCCCGUGGUGGUGAGCUGGGUGCAGCAGCAAUCCCAGCAGGAGCUGGACUGUGUGCUGGACAUCGGCCUGCAGGGAGGGCGGCCCGAGCCCACGGGGACAGGAUCCAGGCUCUGCUCCUGCCUCGCUCUCCUGCUGGCAGCCGCCAUGGGGAGUGUUCUGCUGGGGGGGCUGCUCUGA
Melozone crissalis (California towhee) is the source of this 1431-nucleotide messenger RNA. RefSeq names its product mesothelin-like protein. Gene Ontology annotation, biological process: cell-matrix adhesion. The coding region runs from base 1 to 1431 and encodes 476 amino acids. Gene Ontology annotation, cellular component: cell surface. Lineage: Eukaryota; Metazoa; Chordata; Aves; Passeriformes; Passerellidae. The transcript has 12 exons. The record is from RefSeq and is a predicted model, not a curated record.